GUGUAGAUGGACGCCUAAGUUUCGAUCCCUUCUUUUACUUUAGUCCCCGGUAGGUGCUGGCUAAGUCAGCUACCCAUAAUAUUGUGAAAGAAGCGAGUUUGCUCGUGAUCAAGGGCAUUAAACCUUAAGUGAGGUUAAAGUGAAAAUAACAAAGUGACUCUUAAGUGAUAUUUUGAUUGACCAAGGUUGAUCAUGAUGCCUGGGGGAAGGCUCACAACCUCGCCUUUCUUCUUCUUCUUCUUCUACCUUCUGAAUGCAGUGUACUGCCAAGAUCUGUCUGGACCUGUUUUUAUCCAGGAACCACCGAAUAAUGUCGACUUCAGCAACUCCACUGGAACUGAAAUAAUCUGCCAGGCCCGGGGUUCCCCGUUCCCAAGUAUCAGCUGGACUAAGUCGGAUGGAACACCUAUUGGAACUAUCCCUGGAUUAAGACAGGUUCUGGAGAAUGGAAACCUUAUCCUUCCUCCUUUCCGAGCCACAGAUUACAAACAGGAGGUUCAUGCACAGACCUACAGAUGUCAAUCAGAAAACGAACUUGGUAAAAUUAUAUCCCGAGAUGUUCAUGUUCGAGCAGUUGUAAGCCAGGAUUAUGAACUGGACGUGUUCAAGACCAACAUACUGCUCAACAAUGACGCCCUGGUGGGGUGUGUGGUCCCCAGUCAUGUCGGGGACAUGCUGGAGGUCCAGGGCUGGGUAGAUUCCGAGGGGGUGGAGCUAGGGGCGGGGCUGGGUAGAACACAGUUUGAUGGAAAGUAUGUUGUUCUUCCCUCUGGAGAACUACAGAUAAGAAAUGUAACUGCAGAGGAUGGAUUCAAGACUUACAAGUGUAGAACUAAACACAGGCUUACAGGAGAAACUAAGUUAAGCGCAACUGCCGGUCGACUUGUUAUAACAGAACCUGUUGGAGGAUCAGCUCCAAAAUUUCCAUCUGAAACAGAUCUUUCAAGACUUACUCAUAAAGAAGGCAAUCCACUAAGACUUACAUGUCCAGCACAAGCAUCCCCCCUUCCAAGUUUCAGAUGGUAUAAAUUCCAAGAGGGAACAACAAUCAAGAAACCAGUCAAGCUAGACGACAGGGUCAAACAGGUUGGAGGGACCCUGAUAAUCCUAGAGGCCCAGGUGGAGGAUAGUGGCAAGUAUCUGUGUAUGGUUAAUAACUCUGUCGGAGGGGAGAGUGUGGAAACUGUUCUAACUGUUACAGCUCCUCUCUCUGCUGAGGUAGAACCAAAACAACAGGUUGUGGAUUAUGGAAGGUCUGCUACAUUCAAGUGUAACUACAAGGGGAACCCAAUUAAGCAAGUGUACUGGCUCAAGGAUGGAGUUAACAUUGGUCACUCGGACAAGGUCUUAAGGAUCGACUCAGUCAAAAAAGAAGACAAGGGCAUGUAUCAGUUGGUUUAG
Molecule: messenger RNA, 1401 nt
Organism: Eurytemora carolleeae
Lineage: Eukaryota; Metazoa; Arthropoda; Copepoda; Calanoida; Temoridae
Product: Down syndrome cell adhesion molecule-like protein Dscam2
Exons: 15
Coding region: 193-1401 (402 amino acids)
Source: RefSeq, a predicted model, not a curated record